AUGUCGCCGGCGCGGAGAGGCAGCACGGGCGCGCCGCGGCUGGUCCUCGCCAGCAGCGCAGCACUCGCGCUCGCGGCGUUCGCGGCGGUGCUCGCGUUCUCGGGCGACGUCGGCGGCGCGGAGGGUAGAGCAGGGCGGAGGCUGCAAGAGCACGGCGGAGACCACCCUCCAUGGUACUCGUUCUUAAUCAUACCGGCCAUUGCCGCCGUCGUGGGGUACCUCACCAACGUCGUGGCGCUCAAGAUGACGUUCUACCCGCUCGAGUACCAGCCCCGGUUCCUCAGCUUCGCUCAAAUUCCGACCCAGCCCAUGGGCUGGCUCCCAGGCUGGCAGGGGAUUAUUCCGGCCAAGGCGGGGAUCAUGGCGGGGAAGCUGUGCGAGCUCAUGACGACCGAGCUGAUCGACAUCAAGGAGGUGUUCUCCAAGAUGGACCCUGCGCAAAUGGCCAAGCUGAUGCACCCGGGCAUCGCCAAGUCCACGCAGGCCGCGGUCGAAAAGGUCGCGCUCCAGGAGUUCCCCGCGCUGUGGCACGCGCUGGACGCGGACGUGAAGGAGGAGAUUUACGACGUCGCGUCCGAGGACAACGAGAUCCUCAUCCGCAUGUUCAUGGAGGCGCUGCAGGACCGCAUCCUCGAGGUUUUCGACAUGAACCACCUCGUCGUCACCAUGGCCGAGGCCAACAAGGGCGUCAUGGUCAACAUCUUCCAGCGCGUGGGCAGCCACGAGCUGCGCAUCAUCGAACGCUCCGGCCUCUACUUCGGCUUCCUCUUCGGCAUCCUCCAGGCCGUCGUCUACUGGUAUGCGCAGGACUGGUGGAUUCUCCCGCUCUUCGGCUUCGCGGUGGGCUACGCCACGAACUACCUCGCGCUGCUCCUCAUCUUCCGCCCCCUUCACCCGAAGAAGUUCUGCGGCAUCACCAUCCACGGCGCCUUCCUACAGCGGCAGCAGGAGGUCUCCGUCGAGAUGGCCGACGCGUCCGCGAGCUUCUUCUUCAAGGCCGACCGCAUCUGGGGCGAGAUCCUCGGCGGCCGCCUCAAGCCCGAGCUCGACAAACUCGUCGCCGGCGUCGUAUACAAAUACAUCGACCAGGUCGCGCUCGCGGGCGCGAAGCCGCUCGCGCUGGUCGUGCUCGGCAACGAGCGCUUCGAGCGCAUCCGCGCCGCGGUCGCCGAGGCGGUCCUCGAGAGCAUGCCGGAGAAUGUGGUGUAUGCGUACGAGUACAUGGAGACCGCGAUGGACGUUGAGAGGACGAUGCGGGAGGCGCUGGCGAAGCUGCCGAGCAACGAGUUCGAGGGCGUGCUGCAUCCGGCGUUCCAGCAGGACGAGAUCAAGCUCAUCCUUGUGGGGGGGGUGUUGGGGAUGGCGGUGGGGUUUGUGCAGGCGUUCGCGGUGUUCUAG
Messenger RNA from Pedinophyceae sp. YPF-701, 1398 nucleotides. The record is from the annotation of a GenBank genome assembly. Lineage: Eukaryota; Viridiplantae; Chlorophyta; Pedinophyceae.